AUGACUACUUAUAAUGAUAAUACAAACAAACAUCAAAUAAAUAUCACGAAAUUAACUAAGGAUGAGUUGUAUUUUACAUUAUAUAAUAGUAACUCUGGAAUAGCUAAUGCAUUAAGAAGAAUAAUGUUAUCAGAAAUUCCAACAUUAGCUAUAGAUGUAGUAAAUGUAUAUGAAAAUACAAGUGCCUUUCAUGAUGAAUUUAUUGCUCAUAGAUUAGGUUUAAUACCAAUAGAUAGUCGUAAUGUAAAUAAUUAUGAAUUUCGUGAAAAAUGUAAAUGUAAAGAAACAUGUUCAAAAUGUACUAUUCAAUAUAUUAUUGAAGUAAAAUGUAAUCAUUCUAAUAAAAUUGAUGUAUCACAUUAUGAUAUUGAAUCAUUAGAACAUGAGCCUAAUGUACCCAUGCCCAUACCACAUGGGAAUAAAAACUCUGUAAGUGAAAAUGCCAUACCUAUUGUUACUUUAUCAAAAAACCAAACAUUACAUAUGAAACUUAUAGCUACAAAAGGUAUAGGUAAAAUGCAUGCAAAAUGGAUUCCAGCUAAUGUAUCUUAUCGUAUAGAUCAUAAAGUUCUUAUUAAACAUAAUUUAAUAGAUAAAUUAUCAAAUGAACAUAAACUAUUAUUAGCUAAUAAUCUAAAUAAGGAUUGCUAUAUAUUAAAUAAAGAUACACAUGAUGAUGAUAAUAAUAAUAAUAAUAAUAUACAAUUAAAAUUAAAAGAAAAUAUGUCUGUUGUUAUGGCAGAAAGUUCAAUUGAUCUUUUAUCUGAAUUAGGAUACAAAGAUAUUAUAAAAAUUGUUUAUGAUGAAACCAUGUUUCAUUUUCAUGUUGAAUCUGUUGGAUCCAUUCCUCCUGAACAAAUUGUACAAAUGGCAAUUGAUAUAUUAGAAAAUAAAUUAAAGGUUCUAGAACCCCAAAUUAAAUCAUCUUUCUAUUCUAUAGAUGAGGUAGCAAAACAAUUAAAAGAACAAGGAGUUUCCUUAUACGGUAUACAACUAGACUUGGAAUAA
Plasmodium falciparum 3D7 is the source of this 1008-nucleotide messenger RNA. It is a transcript of the gene RPB3, whose product is annotated as putative DNA-directed RNA polymerase II subunit RPB3. Gene Ontology annotation, molecular function: protein dimerization activity; DNA binding; DNA-directed RNA polymerase activity. The record is from RefSeq and is a predicted model, not a curated record. Gene Ontology annotation, biological process: DNA-templated transcription. Lineage: Eukaryota; Apicomplexa; Aconoidasida; Haemosporida; Plasmodiidae.